Molecule: messenger RNA, 1297 nt
Organism: Corvus hawaiiensis (hawaiian crow)
Lineage: Eukaryota; Metazoa; Chordata; Aves; Passeriformes; Corvidae
Product: interferon-induced transmembrane protein 1-like
Exons: 2
Coding region: 570-947 (125 amino acids)
Biological process (GO): type I interferon-mediated signaling pathway; negative regulation of viral genome replication; response to type II interferon
Cellular component (GO): plasma membrane
Source: RefSeq, a predicted model, not a curated record
CACGGGUGUCUUUGCAAUGGGUCCCAGCGUCUGUGCUGCCUUCGGGCAGCCGGUUCGUCCCCGGGCGCGGACGGCGUGGCUGCUCAAGGAGACAGGGCUCUGCACAGGCGUGAACUCCUGACCUUGGCAUGUGGGGCAGGCGGUUCGGGAAGGCUGCACCUUCCUGCUACCGCAGCCAACGGGGAAAGGAAGAGAGCAACGUGCGGCCGGGAGUUUGGGAUUAAAGGAGGCUGCGUCCCCCAAAACCGAGAGAGAACCCCGCGAGCCUGUGCCCCGGUGCACUCUCUCCUUUUAUUCGAAUAAAGUUGGAGGAGUCCUCUCUCUCCCUUUUGGACAUAAACCUCUGGCGCCGGUGGAUUUUCCUGACAGCGGGUCCGGGAUUCUUCCCACGGCGGAGGAGGAGCCUCCUUCCCCUUCACAGCGGGGUCCGGAGGGGCCGCCUCUUCCCGCUCCAUCCUGAAUCUCGGGGAAACGAAACCACCGCCAGUGCACCCGCCCCGCCGUGCCUCCACCUCCGGGACAACCACGUGUCCCCCAGGUGCCACCUCCAGUGUCCCCCAGCCGGAGGCAUGCAGCAGUCACUGCCGCCGUACGAGGUGCUGCCGGCGGACGUGAGCAUGGAGGAGCUGCCCCGGAGCACGACGGUGAUGGUGGAGGAGACGCAGCCACCGCCCCGGGACCACCUGGUGUGGUCCCUCUUCACCACCCUGUACGGCAACUUCUGCUGCCUCGGCCUCCUGGCGUUCGUCUUCUCCGUCAAGUCCAGGGACCGCAAAGUGCUGGGUGACUACAGCGGGGCACUGAGCUACGGCUCCACGGCCAAGUACCUGAACAUCACGGCCCUGGUGAUCAACAUCCUCAUCGUCAUCAUUGUUGUCACCGUCGUGGCCCUGAUCGUCUCCGGCGCCAUUGGAGGGAUGCAUCGCUACCCGUACGGCCCCACUUAGUCCCCUCCUUGCCGCGAGAGCUGUGCAUUCCCCCUCCCCUCCGAGUUCCCCUCAGCCCUCGGAGCCGGGGAGUGCCUUCCGGUCACCAAAACUGCAGAGUGACAAUCCACAUGCUCCCCCGGAGCCCGCUGGCGUGCUGUCCCUCUUCCCUCGCCGCUCGGAGCUUUUGUGGGGCCCUCGCUGGAGGUGUCUGGGGACGGACACCAGGGAGGAGCUGAGCACCCCCAACCCCGCUGUUGCCUGUUUGAUGCUUUGCUCUGGGUCUGGAGCCCCAACUGCCUCAAAAUAAUCCCGAGGAGAAGCACCUGGUUCAGAGAAACCUCGCUGAAAUAAAGGUCUCUUUCACUUUU